Messenger RNA from Trichoderma virens Gv29-8, 477 nucleotides. RefSeq lists its product as uncharacterized. Lineage: Eukaryota; Fungi; Ascomycota; Sordariomycetes; Hypocreales; Hypocreaceae. The coding region runs from base 1 to 477 and encodes 158 amino acids. The transcript has 3 exons. The record is from RefSeq and is a predicted model, not a curated record.
AUGAGCGGCGAAAACAAGGCUUUCUUCUAUGGGACUUUGAUGGCCCCUGAGGUCUUUUUCAGCGUUUGCUAUGGUGACAAGCAGCCGCCAAAAGCAAUCCAAGACCUUCACACAUUCACUCCCGCCAUUCUAGAUGGUUACUGCCGCCACAGAGUCCAAUAUGCAGACUAUCCCGCCAUAGUUGCGGAGGAAGGCCACAGCGUGCGAGGCAUGUACGCGACUGGGUUAACAGAGGCUAACAUGCAAAAACUGGACAUCUUCGAGGGAAAUGAGUAUAAGCGGAUCAACACCAAGGUUAGGCUGCUGAAGAUGGAGGGAGAAAAGGAAGUCGAUGGCGAGGUGAAAGAGGCGUCCGUUUACGUCUUUCUCAACCCCAAUGACCUGGAGAAGCGCGAAUGGGACUAUGAAGAGUUCCGCCAACAGAAAAUGAAGCUCUGGACACGAGGUGACUGGGCAUUCUCAGAGGGUAACGCCUAA